GAUCAUUUCUCAUGUUACAUAGCCAUACCAGACUAAUAAGUGAACGCCUCUUUAUGAUAAAAGCGAAGUAGCGGAGAUAUUUUCAACGCCCUGGCGUGUUGCGAGAAGAUCAUUUAACUUGGAACAUCAACAGAACUCUAGGUGGCGGCUUGAAUCCGCAACGAUUUGGAAGAAAAUGGAGACCGAGAGGCUUUUUUACAUCUCCGUGCUUCUGUGUUUAUUUUGCAUCUGCCAGGUGCACGGACAGGACGAAGAUCCUUGUAAGGGUGUGGUCUGUCCAAGGGGGCGAAUGUGUGUGUCCUCCACGGACAGCGGUGAAAGCUACACUACUUGCGAGUGUCCAGAAGAAUGUUCAUCAGACUCUGAACCGGUUUGUAGCUUUUAUCAUAGAGAGUUCAACAACCGAUGCGAAAUGCACAGGUACGCAUGCGCACACGACCUGACAAUGAAAGUAAUGAACCGAGGAAAGUGUCCGACAGAGAAUCAGUAUGCCUGUUCAGAACAGUUUCUGCUUCAGUUCCCGACUCGCUACCUAGAAUGGAUCACAAUCGCACGAGAACAUUCCAUAGACCCCACCACCUCGUUGGACUUCAAUGCACGAGCCGACGGGCUCACUGAAGACGAACGUAAAGAAAUUUUGUCGUGGGAAUUUGAGUACAUUGACCGGGACAAAAAUAACGUUCUGGAUACAGCGGAAAUUCAAGAUGUAUUUUCUGACGUUCUUGAUUUCGAGCCAUGUCUCUAUGGCUUUCUCAAGUCGUGUGAUCUAAACGAGAAAGAGGGAAUUGAUAAGCGCGAAUGGGAUUUCUGCUUUCCAAACACAGGUACUGCUUUCGAGACCAGGAAAUGAAAAGGCUUCAACUCACGAUUUGGAAAAUACAUUAUUGUACAAUUUGUUUGACUGGGAGAUUGCUGAAUUUUCUCAUAAUGUUACGUUAAGGCUGGAAGAGCCAAAUUUGUUGAACGUUUCAGUUUGUGUUUCGUGCUUGUCACGAACGCUAUUAGAUGUUUAGUUAGUUCAUGUAGGUCACGGAAUAAACACAGGCAGACGGGCACAAAAAGCAGAUAUGUUCACUCCUUCCCGUCCCUACUUUUCUAUGCCUCUGACCAUUAGAAAUUACUAAAUAAACGAGAGACUACAA
Messenger RNA from Pocillopora verrucosa, 1142 nucleotides. RefSeq names its product SPARC-like. The record is from RefSeq and is a predicted model, not a curated record. NCBI's taxonomy places the organism in Eukaryota, Metazoa, Cnidaria, Anthozoa, Scleractinia, Pocilloporidae. Gene Ontology annotation, biological process: anatomical structure development. Gene Ontology annotation, molecular function: protein binding; calcium ion binding; extracellular matrix binding.